This is a messenger RNA of Oncorhynchus gorbuscha (pink salmon), 2780 nucleotides long. Its product is annotated as phospholipase A2-like. The record is from RefSeq and is a predicted model, not a curated record. The transcript is spliced from 4 exons. NCBI's taxonomy places the organism in Eukaryota, Metazoa, Chordata, Actinopteri, Salmoniformes, Salmonidae. Gene Ontology annotation, biological process: phospholipid metabolic process; arachidonate secretion; lipid catabolic process. Gene Ontology annotation, molecular function: phospholipid binding; calcium ion binding. Bases 2155 to 2682 code for a protein of 175 amino acids.
CCUACACUCUAACCACUAGGCUACCUGCCACCCCUCCACUCUAACCACUAGGCUACCUGCCGCCUCUACACUCUAACCACUAAGUCCAACACGGACAGUGUCCAUGACCAUGAAAGGGGUAUUGAAUCACAGGUAUCGCCUCCUGGGUGGAUGCUGUCCUCAACCCCUGUCCUAAAAUCGAAAUACAUUUAUUCUAGCCUUAAACGGGUCGGGGGACUGGCGUAUGAUCAGCUUCCGGGUCAACCAUUUGUUUUAUCGCCUAUGGUAGGAGUUCCCAAACCUAAAUAAAACCUAAAUAAAAAAGGAGUUCCCAAACCUGUUUUGGCCCACGGCCCCAUUUUGAUAUCUGAAAAUCCUCGCGACCACAACCAUGUUAAAAAACAGAUGUAAUUAACAGCCAAUGUUUCGUUUUUAAUUUGGGGCCGUGGCAGUCAAUUGAAAAACAUUCUAACAAUAUUUCUGAUUGCAUUCUCAACUCACCACCACAUACUUCAAUGUGGGGCUAUGACAGUCAAUUGCAAAUGAGUCUGACGUAAUGUACAUCUCACCAGCGCCAAUGAGAUGGGUGUGCUUGAUGCAUGUCGACUCGAAGCUUCUCAAAGUCAGGAUCAACCUGGAUCAAUAUGUGUUUUAAUGCAGAGGGGACCACUGAAUCCAGCUUCACGCAUAUAUGAGCUGGCAGCCUAUCAUAUCAUAUCGUUUUAUGGUGCUUUCACGACAACUGGGAACUCGGAAAAAUACGAGGUCAAAUGAUGACGUCAGUGAUAUUUAGGUCGAAAAAGUCGGAGCUCGGAGACCUAGAAAGAUGUUUGAAGUCCGAGUUGGAUGACCGUUCAAAACGAUUUCUCCCACAGACGGAGUUCGUUUAUUUCCGAGUUCCCAGUUGUCGUAAACGCACUGAAGUCGGAGAUUUCCGAGUUCCCAGUUGUCGUAAACGCACUGAAGUCGGAGAUUUCCGAGUUCCCAGUUCGGAGUUCCCAGUUGUUUUGAACGCGUCAUUAAUACUCAGAGGGAGAGGGCAGGGUAUCUGGAUGUGGUUUGAUGUACAUAGUUUACAAUCGAAGUAACCUGCAGCAGUAUAUCUCCGAGUUCUGUACUCGGCCCUUUUCAAGCCAGUUGCUCUCAGUGUACCAUAACAAUGCGUCCAUAUGGCAAAGAGAGACACAUUGAUAACUGGAGCGCAGAGGCCUGCCCGCCGUCCCACCAUAGAUGUAGCACCAUCUGUUCGAUCCCAUAUGGAAACUGUUUUUCUUCCAUUCAUCCUCGGGAAUCGUGAAACGUAACAAUAUCUCAUCGAAAAUAGCAUCCCCUGACAUGUAUAGCGAACAAACGCAUGGGCAUCUAGGCCCUCACUGCUAACAGCCAUUUAGACAGCCUAAACUGGGGAGUUUUUGAUUCGUUCAGUCAGAACAUAAAUACUUCGUUUAGCAAUGUUAUCUGAAAAAAAGCAAUUGGUUUGAGUUUCUGUGCCUCUGCCUGAACACAAAUAGUUUUUACCAUAUCAAUUGCGACCGGUAUUAUCAAAGUCUCUGCAAUAGUGUUGUGGUUUCAUCGCAUAAUGAGCCAAGCCAUUCACUGUGGGAACGAUUCAAGUGCCCCGGUCAUGUGCGGCCUCUGGCCCUUUCCCAUGAUCUAAGGCCGCUCUCUGGUUUCAUCUGAUCUUUUAGAUUUGAAAAAGGUUCAUUUAGAUUUUGAAGGUUGAUCACAUCUUGCUUGGAGUUGGAGCUACUUAUUCCUUCAAAGCGAUUCAUUGUUGAAUUUGCGAUUUCCAGUUCGAUGUGUAAUCUUUAUGUUCAAUGGCCGAUAAUUUCUCUAAAUGAUUUAUCUUAAUAUGACAAGGAUUAAAAAGGAUUUGCCAGUAGAUUGUCGACUGUCAUGAUGAUGACUGCUAGUUACGAUUUUGACAGUAAGAUGUUGACAUGAUCAGUCCAAUCAAAGCUACUGUAGAUAUAACGUGAUUUGACAUAUAUAUAUAUAUUUUUCCUAAGUCCUAAAAAUGUGGGGCUCAAAACUGAAUGAAUGGUCGCCACUGCUCCCGCAACCCCAUGUUCAUAUCAGUCGACUUCACGUGGAGUCGCGAGCCCUAGUUUGGGAAACGCGGUCAUAAACUGACGCGUUCUAGAACAGAAGACCAUUACUCGGCGCGUGGCUUGCAUGGAGAUGUCUGCUUUAUACCUCGCUCUGCUUCUGUUCUCCGAGCAUGUUAUCGACGGGAUAACCAGAUCUUACGAAGGGACUGAGUUAGCGACAACACCGACAGUCACCUCCCCGUUACCGGAGCGAUGGCGGCGGCGGGACAAGCGGGGCUUGUUGGAGUUGGCGGGCGUCGUUAAAUGCAGCACUGGGAGGUCGGCGGUGGCUUACAUCAUGUAUGGAUGUUACUGCGGGCUGGGAGGCCAGGGAUGGCCCCGAGACAAGGCUGACUGGUGCUGUCACAAGCAUGACUGUUGCUAUGGGAAGGCUGAGAAUCUGGGUUGUCAGACCAAGACGGACAAAUACCAGUGGACCUGUGAGAACAAGAUGUCCAACUGCGAGUCUCUCAAGAACAGAUGUGACAAGAUUCUGUGCAGGUGUGACCGGGAGGCGGCCAGGUGUCUGAGGAGAGCUCCCUUCAUCCCUAAAUACUCUGUCUGGCCCGACUUCAUGUGUGGAUAUGAACAGCCCACCUGUACCCGUCACUGAUGCUGUUACACAGUGUGUGUGUGUGUGAGAGAGACUAGUGUUUUCUCUCGUUUGUCCUGGCUAGUGGUGUGUGUGUAAUAAAGACCUACAGUACUUUA